UGUAGCUGGGCCUGCGGGAGACGGACGGGAGGGGCCCGGGCCGGGUGUGGGAGAGAAAGAGGACAUUGUGUCCCCCACCCUCAACUCCCCGAGGUGUCAUGGCACAAGCCCAUUUCCCUCACCAUCUCCCCGGACACAGUGCCCGCACCCCUCACUGCCUGAGAGAUGUAGAAGGUUGGACAUCGCUGCUUUUUUCCUCCCCUUGCAUGUCCCCAGACUAGGGUCAGGUCUUCCUUAAAACCCAGUUCUCUCUUUGGGAGAUACGCGCGGAGGAGGUCGGAGGGUUGGGUGAAUUUUCUGUCCUUCCCGCUACUAGAAGAGGUGCGGGUAGAAAGGAGUGUUGCCCUGUCUGUGUACACUUCUGUGAGGGUUCAGGGUCUCCCUUACCUUCCGAGUGUCCUCGGUUUCCCCAGCGGGUAAGACUGACAUCUCUAUAUCCCACUGCACCCCCCAGCCCCUUUCCCGCCCUCCUUCUCCCAUCUUUUCCGUAGCAUGCCAUGUGUUCGCUUUUUCAGCUUUGCUUUUCUUAGGUCUCUGCUCCUUCCCUGGAUUUUGUUAGGGAAGAGGUCACGGUGUGAUUCCUGUUUUCCUUCAAACUGGGGCUGGUAGGAGUGUCACUUGCUCCUUUACUCAGGAAGUUAAGGACAGUGUCUUCAGCUGAAUUGUGUCAUUUACUGCUACAAGAAGAAGAAGAGGGAAAGAGCCUAAAAAAUGGGAUCUAUUCACAGGGCUAAGAACCAGGGGACCCUUUGACCUGGUAGAAAAAGAAGUAGAGUUGAAAUUUCUUUUGGGGAGGGAAGAUCGUUUUGUCAUUGCUUUGAAGGGAGGAGGAUAUAAGAAAUGAAAUAACAGGGCAGGAAGUUAGUGGGCCACAGGCAUACAGGUGGCCACUGUAUUCAGCUUUCUGGGUGGUGGAUGGUGAUUUUUUUUUUCUCUGUUUUUUAUCAGGAUAGAAGUAAAGUAUCAGUUCUUAGUUUUAAUGUGGGGCUGGUACCUUCAAAAGCAUGCCGAAGGGUAGCCUCAGAAGAGAUGCUGCUUGGAAACAGGAUUUGGAAACUUUCUUUGGGUUUCCUGUCAGACUGUGUGGGGGCGGGUUUGCAAAUGUGUAGUUUUUCUUUCCUUUUGAAGCAAUUGAUAACCUGCGAUAUUUUGACACAAGCACAAAAUCAGGCCACAGGCUCUUUUCUGUCUCUGUUAUGCUUUCCCAUAACACUUUUUAUUUUGAAAUUAUAUUUGUGUUGGUUGAUACUCUUCUUAAAUCUCCUGUUUCAGUGAAUUUUGUUUUGUCAGUAUUUUGAAUUAGGUGUACUUCAAAAAUAAGAUUAGGUGUAAAGUGUUGAGAAUCAUACAGUGCCUGCCACAUGGUAGGCAUUCUGUAUUUGGUGAAUGAAUUUAAGGAUCACAAAGACGUGUCUCGGUAUUAUAUAUCUUCAGUCCUUUUGAUAGGUAGUUUAUAUUAGCAUGUUGCGUUUCACUUCCAGUACAUGAAAUAGUAGUUCUUAACCUUCUCUAGACCACUGACACCUUUGAGAAUAUGAUAAAGCAUAUGAACUCUCUCUCCAGAAAAAAACCAAUAGGCAUAUAUGCACAAAAUUUUGCAUUUAGGUUCAGAGACCCUCUGAAGCCAACCAUGGAUCCCUGUCUUAAAAGUAAACUGAAAUCUCUCAGUGUUAUUCAGUUCCAUAUUAAAAUUGUUCAGAAGCCUUUGUUCACUUUCUAAACUUUUUAGGAGGCUUUAAAAGUGACGUUGUCUACUCUUACAGACUAAACUUUGGGUCUUUGGAAUGAGGUUUAAGAGUGAUCAUUAUUACAGUUUUAUGGGGAAAGCAUUGUCAUUAAUAACUAUUACCAGUCAGUUUUAAACUAACACAUUGAUGACUUUCAUGUGAAAUAAGAUUGUUCUAGUCUCUUUUGGCAGCUUAAAAUCAUAAUCAUGACCAACUUACUGAUUUUUUUUGUACAAACUACUUCAUAGCAAUAUGAUCAGUGCUUGAAAAUGUUCACAAAUCAAACUAUUUGUUUUUCCUAUUUUCUUCCAAGCUUGUUCAUCAUACACAUGUUUUUCAUGUAGUUAAUGGUUGUCGUAUCAGUAUUCAGUAUUAAUUUCACAAGUACUUACUGAAUGCUUACUAUGUGAACAAAACAGCCCUUGUCGUCAUAGAAGUGUAUAUUCUAAUCAGGAGAGCAGACCAUAACCAAAUCAGUAUAGAACACAUCAAGCAGUAAGUGCUAUGAAGAAGAGUAAAGCAGGGUGAGGGGAUAGAAACAGUGGCAGGGAACGGUAGCCAGGGAAGACCUGAGACUAGAGCAGAGACCUGAAGGAAAUGAGGGAUGUGUGCUGUCUUGGGAAGGAAGGUUACAGACUGUAAAUGCAAGGACCCCUGAGUGUCCUUGGCCCUUUUGAAGUAUAGCUAGGCCAGAGUGGUUGGAGGGCAGUAAACAAGAGGGAAAGUGAGAGGAGCUGAGCCAGAGAAGUGGCUGGGGCGAUGGUCAGAACUUUGAGAAGUGGCUGGGGCAAUGGUCAGAACUUUGCGUUUUAUGUUGAAUGAGAUGGGAAACCUUUGGAAGGUUUUGAGUGGAAGAGACAGCUGCUGUGGCUUGAGUUUGUGAGCAUCAUUCUGGCUACUGUGUGGAAAAUCAGUUUGGGGCUGGAGUAUGGGUAGAAGCAGGAAGACCAGUUAAGAGAUUAAUAGUUCUCAUGUUUAACACUUUACACUGGUUACAAAAUAGCCCAUCUUCCUGCUGUUUUUAGGUAGUUUUUGCCUCUCCUCCCCCCAUUUAAAAUAACAAUGAAAUGAAUACUUUUGUAUAUGUAACAUUUUUUUUCUUUAGGAAUAUUUCUUUGGGAUUGAGUUCCAGAAAUGGGACUACUGGAUUAAAGUAUAUGAAUAUGCUUGUCUUCCUGAUGUAUCUCUGAAUUGCUUUCAAAGGGUAGCUUGUACCAGUUAAAGUGACAGCCACAGUUGUCGAGCAUCUGUUUCAUGGUAAUGUCACUUGCCUUGGGUAUUAAUAUUUUACACUUAAACGUAAUUUGUAUUAUAAAAAGAAAUCUUUUAGAUUGUUAGCUUGAAUUUUCAAUAGCUCACAUUUAGAGUUUAUUGUGUUAGCCCACCUAUCUCUUCAGCAUAUAACAACAGGGUACUAAUUGUGGGGGAUACAGAAAUGAAUAAAACGGGGUGUCUGCCCUCAGGGGGCUUUACAUUCUGUUGUAAUUUGUAAUCUAAUAGUUAAAUAACACUAGAUUUUGCCAAUGUUUAUUGUUACCCAAGAACUUAGUUAAUAUGUGGUUCAUGAUCAUUUACAUAAAAUAGACAUUCCAGUCAGCCACCCAGUUUUUCAUAUCGAUAAUUUUUUUUCCUACAAAGAAACUUUUUAAUGGUAUUUGUAACUUGCUUAAUUUCUGUUCUGCAUGUCUCCUUGAUGGCCUGUGUAUUGUUUUUUGCAGUAAAUUAUGCAACUAAUACUUAGGAAUCUCACAGUCGAAUUUUUAAGUUGUUGUAAUUCUUCAUAGUUAUUCAGAACACAGGGCCUAUUGUUACUGUUAAAUAAGGUCAGCAUUGCAUCUCCGAAAUUUUAUUUAUUUCAAAGGGGAGGAUGAUACCAGUCUGUUUUGAUAGAAAAUUACACCAUUGUGAGGGCUUUACUCAGCAUUUCUGGUUCUGAAAUCUAGAUGGCUUGAUUUGGCAUGAGCAGGGAGCUUCAUCAUCUAUAAAGUGAGUGGGCUGAACUAAUUGAGUUCCCUGAAAGAGCCUACCACUGUGUCUGGCAUGUGUUAGGGACCCAGCACAUGUUCACUGAAUCUCAUAUAACCUCUAAGCUACCACUUCUAAAAUUCUCUUACUUUAGAUGUUCAUUAAAAACAACUCAUACAAAGUUGUAUCUUAGUGUUGUGGUUUGAAAUUGUGAACAUGAACUUAUUACCUCCUAAUGUUCAUUUUCAAAUCAACCUUCAAUUUAAAAAAGCUAUGGCAUAUUUCCAAGUAUUUUGUGGUCAUUCUAGUGUCAUAUAUUGCUGUAUGACUUAAUGCCAAAUUCACCUUGUGGAGAAGAUUAGUGUUAAACGUAUUUAAGCUUUCACAUGUUAAUGAGACAGGUAAGGCAUCAUUUUUUUUUUCCUUUUUUAAUGCAUGAAAUUUGGGAAUUGCAAGCAGUAGUUUUUAUGUACUUUUCAGAAAGCUGUUCAUAUACAAAUGUAAUAUUGGCCCAUUCACAUUUUGAAUUUUUGCAGUAGUGCUUAUGGGUUGAAGCCCUGGUGGCACAGUGGUUAAGAGCUCAGCUGCUAACCAAAAGGUCAGCAGUUCACAUCCAGCAGCACUCCUUGGAAACUCUAUGGGGCAGUUCUGCUCUGUCCUGUAGGGUUGCUGUCAGUCGGAAUCGACUCAACAGGGACGAGUUUGGUUUGGUUCGGGCUAUAGGUCUGCACCGAGUGAUUCACACGCCUUGUCUCUGUCCCCUUGGCACACAGUUUUGAGAUGACGGGCUAAGAGUGCAGUUUGUUUCAAAGUUAAGUGAUCUGGAUGAGUAUUGAACCUAUAAGCUUAGCUUUAUUCAUUAUCAUGAUGUUCUGAUCAACAGAUAUCUAUGCCAUGCUCUCAUUUCCGCUUAAAAAUAGGCCUUUUAGAGCUAGAAGAUACACACACCCCAAUAAAAAAGGAAAUUGUGCAUGAUUAUUAAGGUGGAGUUGAAACAGGAAAGAAUGCUUUUGUAAGUGGCCUAAAAAUAAUCCUUUUAAUAUAAUUUUUAGAAGUACAUGAUAUAUACGUGGAAGAUUAAAUAUGUUCUAUGAAAUUAACUUCAACCAUUAAACAAGUAAAUGGCUUGCUCCCCCCCCCCACACCUUUUUUUUAGCAGUAAUAACAUGCAUAAUAAAUUUAGGUUAGGUAAAUCUGAGAGAAAAUUUCUUUAUAAAUCACUCCCAUUUCCCCAGUGUUUCCUAUGUCUAGCCUAUUUCGUUCACAUUGGUAGGGAGUAGUUCAAAAUGUGGAAUGGUAAGGUUAACCAAAUGGUAAAUUAAAUAUGUAAUCCUAUGUUUGGUUUCAGGUUAUAUUUAAAUUAGGCCAUAUUUCAUAAGAAUGGGAAUAUACUAAACUACACAUUAUAACUGAUAAAAGACCAUGGUUGGAUUAAUUAAAACUUGAAGCGCCUUCCUUUGAAUUCUCAAGUAUAUACCUCAAUAGUUUAUAACAUAUUACUCAUUCAUGGCUUUUUGGAAUGCUGUGUUAAAACCAUUUAUUCUGGUUGUAAAAGUAAUUUUGCUCAGGAUAGAAUUGUGAUAUAGCUAUCGAGGACAAAACUGUAAGGUAAGAGAAACACAAAGAACUGAGUACAACUGUUCUUUGGACAAAUCCCAAAUGCAGUUUGUAAAAUGUAAGUUAGUAGGAAAUUCUCUCUUACUGUAGACUGAGCGUUUCAGACCUGUCAGAUGUGUAAUCCAGAGAGUAAAUUUGUUCACUGUAUUUUCUGUGAUAUUUUUAAAUUCAUCUAUAAAUAGGAUCAUUCUGUUCUAGACUAGUUGGCUGUAUUAUAUAGAACAUUAAGCAAGCAACCACUAACUUAAUUAUUUUAGCAGUUGAAAUUUAACACUGAUCUUUGAAUUUUAUGUAGUUUUUAAUAUCUAGUCUGAAUGUAUUGACACCUUUUGAACUACCUGUUAAAUCCCAUCUCCUGUUUGUGAAGAUGUUGCAUAAUUUCAUUACGAGGUUUCGGAUUCAGUCAGUGAGCGAGAGUAUUGCAGCAAUCCAUUAUUAAGCUCCUGGGUAGACACUGAGAUGUAAAGGUGUAGUUUCUGCUGUACGGGAUUUUAUUCCAGUAAUCGAUUUUAUCUUUGCCAGAGUCUGACAUAUGUUUUAUAAUUAAAUGUUGUGUUUUCAUAGUAGGGUAAAAAUAGAAUGAUGUUCAUUUUCUAAGUAAAAUCAAUGUGAAUAUUUAAAAUUCUUGGUUGUUCAGCAGCUAUUUCUGUGAUUUUAUUUUCUAACAGCGUUUUAGAAUUAGAGCAAACUCUGUAGUUUCUCAGUUGUUUAGAAUGUAGUAAAAUAAACAGUGUUUGCUCUACUACCUAUUUUACUUCAGUUUAAGAUUUUUAAUAAAUUGUUUUUCUGCGUACAUGCCACAUUGUAGGGAAGUUGCUUCCCUGUUCAGUUAGCGAUUUUAAUUCUAUGUUUAAUAUGAGAUGUUUUUGUGUGGAACAGCUUGUUAAUUUUGUUUUUUCCCCAUGCUGAUUGAAAUCACCCCGCACCAUUGAAGUUAACUGUCGCCCAGGAUAGAAAUGUGCAUGUAGACAAAAUGCAUUAAUGUGCACUUUUAGUGAGUGUUGGUAGCACCACCUCCCCAUGCCCAUGACCUAACUGCGUGGUGCUUAUAAGGCAACAACAGUAUAUUUAGUUUGCAAAACACAGAAUUUUUUUUUUUCUGGUUUUUCCAUUUUGCAUGUUUCAAUUUGAGAUUAAUUGAACAUUUAUUUUUCUUAGUGGAUGUAUAUAAUAAAACAGUUCAUUUAAGUGUGAUGCUUUCUGUUGCAGUGUUGGCUAACUGUUAGAUACUGAGCCUUGUGCAGUUCCAUGACUACUGUAAGUUUCAGGUGACAUUCUUUGCACAGUCCAGAAGUAAAUGUGAACGUAAUAGAAGCUGGAAACGAAACAAGCCUGGUGUUCCCUUUGCACUGGGAAAUGUACUUUCUACCCCAAGUGAUAUACUCUUGUUAGGUUCAGGAUCAUUUUCAGUGGUUAUAACUGCUUAAACAUUUUUUUUUCCUCUGUUUCAGUAAUUCAUGUUCCAUGUGGCAAGUUUCAAAAAUAACACAAGUGUAAAGAAGAAGUUGAAAAUCACCCAUAAUCCCACCACCCAGAAAUAAUCACUACUAACAUUUUAAUGUACAUUUUUCCAUUUCUUUCCUUGCAUGUACAGAGAUUUUUUGUUUUUAGAAAGUCGGAAUUUUAUAUACUGUUUUGACCUUACUUUUUCCUCUGAACAGGAUGUUGGUCUCCUGGUGUGGGACUUUGAGGUUGAUGCUUAGAGUAUUACUAGUAUUUUAAGUAACAGUGGGGCAGACAUUCUUGUGCAUUAUCUUUGAUUGCAUCUCUUUUUGUUUGUUUGUUUUUUGUUUUUUGUUUUUCUUCUUUUAGGAUAGAUUGCCAGAAGUGGGAUAACUGGAUCAGAGGGUGGUUACCCUGUGUGUAAGAGUGUGUGUCUCACUGCACCUUCAAUGGCAUUGAGUAGCCUGAUUGUUUGCAGUUCACACUGGAGUGGUGGGGGACACAGAAGGAAAAGGAGGUUUACCAUCACAAGAAUACCUUACUAUCAACACAGAAGAAUAGAGCAAAAGGAAUUAUGCAGCGCAGAUAUGACUUAUAAAAAAGUGUUCCUGAUCGAUUGUCAGUAUUUAAACAGACCACAUCAUGCGUGAGUACAAGCUAGUGGUCCUUGGUUCAGGAGGCGUGGGGAAGUCUGCUCUGACAGUUCAAUUUGUUCAGGGAAUUUUUGUUGAAAAAUAUGACCCAACGAUAGAAGAUUCUUACAGAAAGCAAGUUGAAGUAGAUUGCCAACAGUGUAUGCUCGAAAUCCUGGAUACGGCAGGGACAGAGCAAUUUACAGCAAUGAGGGAUUUGUAUAUGAAGAAUGGCCAAGGGUUUGCACUAGUAUAUUCUAUUACAGCUCAGUCUACAUUUAAUGACUUACAAGACCUGAGGGAACAGAUUUUACGGGUUAAAGACACAGAAGAUGUUCCAAUGAUUUUGGUUGGCAAUAAAUGUGACCUGGAAGAUGAGCGAGUAGUUGGCAAAGAACAGGGUCAGAAUUUAGCAAGACAGUGGUGUAACUGUGCCUUUUUAGAAUCUUCUGCAAAGUCAAAGAUCAACGUUAAUGAGAUAUUUUAUGACCUGGUCAGACAGAUAAAUAGAAAAACACCAGUGGAAAAGAAGAAGCCGAAAAAGAAAUCAUGUCUGCUGCUCUAGACCACAGUACGCAGCAGCUCUGAGCCAGAUUACAGGAAUGAAGAACUGUUGCCUAAUUGGAAAGUGCCAGCAUUCCAGACUUCAAAAAAUCAAUCUGAAGAGGCUUCUCCUGUUUUAUAUAUUAUGUGAAGAAUUUAGAUCUUAUAUUGGUUUGCACAAGUUCCCUGGAGAAAAAAUUGCUCUGUGUAUAUCUCUUGGAAAAUAAGACAAUAGUAUUUCUCCUUUGCAAUAGCAGUUAUAACAGAUGUGAAAAUAAAUAUACUUGACUCUAAUAUGAUUAUACAAAAGAGCAUGGAUGCAUUUCAAAUGUUAGAUAUUGCUACUAUAAUCAGAUGAUUUCAUAUUGACCUUUUUAUCAUGAUUCCUCCCUGUCAAGCACUAAAAAGUCAAACCAUUAUACUUUAUAUCUGUAAUGAUAUAGAUUAUGAAAUUUCCCCUCAAACUCAUUGCAGCGGAUAACUUUUUUGAGUCAUUGACUUCAUUUUAUAUUUAAAAAAAAUUAUGAAUAUCAUUCUGUCAUAUUCUAAUUAAAAUUGUGCAUAAUGCUUUGGAAAAAUGGGUCUUUUAUAGGAAAAAAACUGGGAUAACUGAUUUCUAUGGCUUUCAAAGCUGAAAUAUAUAAUAUACUAAACCAACUCUAAUAUUGCUUCUUGUGUUUUACUGUCAGAUUAAAUUACAGCUUUUAUGGAUGAUUAAAUUUUAGUACAUUUUCA
Loxodonta africana (African savanna elephant) is the source of this 8662-nucleotide messenger RNA. RefSeq names its product RAP1A, member of RAS oncogene family (gene RAP1A). Gene Ontology annotation, biological process: Rap protein signal transduction; negative regulation of synaptic vesicle exocytosis; cellular response to cAMP. The transcript is spliced from 9 exons. Gene Ontology annotation, cellular component: plasma membrane. Gene Ontology annotation, molecular function: GTP binding; GDP binding; GTPase activity. The record is from RefSeq and is a predicted model, not a curated record. NCBI's taxonomy places the organism in Eukaryota, Metazoa, Chordata, Mammalia, Proboscidea, Elephantidae. The coding region runs from base 7395 to 7949 and encodes 184 amino acids.